AUGAUUGAUGGUUUAUGCAGUAAUUUCCCUUAUUACCUCCUGAUCGGGUCGUUCACCCAUGCGGUCGUAUUUAACAGAAGUAAGCGUAUAAAGUACUUGCCAUCACAUAAUACAUUCUUCUGUCAUUACUUUAUAUGCUGUAUUAUUAGUGUACUAAUAAAGUGCCUAUUUAAUGGUCAUAGACCAGUUAGUAGUAAUAUACCACAGGGCUGGUAUAAAUUACUAUCACUACCACCCGUAUACGGAUAUGCACGUACGGUCGUAUAUAAGUAUACAUCAAAUAUAUUACGUAUACAGCCUACAUUAGACAUACUUAAUAUACCCAUAGGCAUAUCAAGCAUAAAGAACAGGUACUUUAAGUCAGGUACACCAAGUAGUCACAGUAUCAUAUCUGGGUACUUAAUUAGUACACUGUACAGAUACAAGUAUAAUAAAAUAACAGUAAUACUGCCCAUACUUAUACCUAUAAGUAGGGUUAUACACAAACAUCAUUAUAUAUACCAAGUUGUAUUAGGUGUAAUUAUAGGAUAUUUAUUGGAAUUAAUAUUUUAUUACCAUAAAUGGAAAUAACGGUUACCAUAAAUAGAAAUAUUUUAUUAAUUAAUAAAAUUAUAACUCCU
This is a messenger RNA of Nematocida parisii ERTm1, 620 nucleotides long. RefSeq lists its product as uncharacterized. The transcript has a single exon. NCBI's taxonomy places the organism in Eukaryota, Fungi, Microsporidia. The record is from RefSeq and is a predicted model, not a curated record. The coding region runs from base 1 to 570 and encodes 189 amino acids.